Rhinichthys klamathensis goyatoka is the source of this 582-nucleotide messenger RNA. It is a transcript of the gene mrps14, whose product is annotated as mitochondrial ribosomal protein S14. Gene Ontology annotation, biological process: translation. The record is from RefSeq and is a predicted model, not a curated record. The transcript is spliced from 3 exons. Gene Ontology annotation, cellular component: mitochondrial small ribosomal subunit; ribosome. Lineage: Eukaryota; Metazoa; Chordata; Actinopteri; Cypriniformes; Leuciscidae. Bases 15 to 434 code for a protein of 139 amino acids. Gene Ontology annotation, molecular function: structural constituent of ribosome.
AGUGCUGGAUCAACAUGGCGGCGGCAUGGAAGCUCCUCGGCACGGGGAUGGGGGUUCUGCAGUCGUCCUUGCCGGUUUGUAGACAGGCCUACAGAAGUUCACUUGGAGUGGUGGAGCAGGUCAGGAGCUACUAUGUUGACUGGAGGAUGGUACGGGAUGUGAAAAGAAGACAAAUGGCAUUUGAAUAUGCAGAUACGAGACUGCGCAUCAAUGCCAUUAGGAAGAAUACUAUUUUGCCAAAAGAGCUACAGGAGAUAGCUGAUAAAGAAAUAGCCGCACUUCCUCGAGACAGUUGUCCCGUGCGCAUUCGCAACAGGUGUGUGAUGACAUCGCGUCCACGUGGAGUGAAGCGCAGGUGGCGUCUUAGCCGAAUUGUUUUUCGGCAUUUAGCGGACCACAACCAAAUGUCUGGAAUACAGAGAUCAAUGUGGUGAUCAACCAUGGGAUUGUAUAAGUGGUCAUUCGUACAACCUUGUAAUUCGGUGUAUGAGCUUUACAAUCUAUGAAUGAACUUGAGCUUGUUAUGCCAUUAGAAGAGAAGAUAUUCUUACGAAAGUGCAAAGACACAGAGCUGGAAAACAA